Messenger RNA from Fusarium graminearum PH-1, 2022 nucleotides. RefSeq lists its product as uncharacterized. Gene Ontology annotation, molecular function: zinc ion binding; DNA-binding transcription factor activity, RNA polymerase II-specific. Gene Ontology annotation, biological process: regulation of transcription by RNA polymerase II. Bases 1 to 2022 code for a protein of 673 amino acids. The record is from RefSeq and is a predicted model, not a curated record. The transcript is spliced from 10 exons. Lineage: Eukaryota; Fungi; Ascomycota; Sordariomycetes; Hypocreales; Nectriaceae.
AUGGAACCUCGAUAUAAUCUCACAAUCAAUCUAGACGAGAAGUGGGGCAAGCAGUGGUCUGCCGUCCCGGACAUGAUGCUCUACCUCGCCAUGGACGUCUCAAGCAGCGGCAAAGAUUCAUACCACAACCUCAUCGCAUACGUCAGUGAUAUCGCAGCCAGCACCCAAAUCUCUUGGACUGAUAAUUACGCCAUGGCUGGCGUCACCACUCAUGACACUGGCUCGUUCAAAUUCGGCGACAAGAUAAACGUCGACGAAGUAUCUUUCAUCACACCCUCACCCAACAAGGAUGCUCCUACAGAUGGCUUCCUUUUCAUCAACAAGAUCGAGUGCUCUGCUGUUCUGUACCGGGAGAUCAAUGGCGAAUUGGAACAAAUCUACACUAGCCACGGCGGGGACAUGCCACCAGGCUCCUCUGAGAUGAUCAUUCCUCAGAAGAAGGUGUAUGUUUGGUUUUCUGAUGAUAUCACGUCUACUACUGUGGAUGGGAGGAUGGCACAAGCGGAGGUUCUCGAGUUUGAUUUUGAUGGCCAUGUUCGAAUGGCCCAACACACCACUGAGACCAUGCAAGGCGAAGGCGAGGAAUCUACAGCCAGUAAGACUACGAAUAGUAAGACUCGACAUCGACGCGCUCACACGCGUAGCCGAUUGGGGUGUUCGGAAUGUCGCAACCGCAGAGUGAAAUGUGACGAGCAACGGCCCCAGUGCAAGCGAACAUGCGAGUACCCCCCUGUGAAGAUCCCUCUGAGGGAGCGAAGGGCGCUAGAGAGGGCAGCGGGAGAUGUUCAACCCUGGCAGGCCACGGUCACUUGGGAGAACACCCCUCGAGGAAAUUCUAAAUGUGCAAAACAACCAGAAUUACCGAACUCAAAGUCUUUGCUGGGACAAUUGGUCCUUUCGAGUUCAGCGGUUAAUGUUGGUUGUUCGUCAAUUAACAUGCCGCUGAGAUCGCAGGAGUUGUUUCACUACUUUUGUGGAAAUGCUUCAGCGUUUAGUGCUUUACCGAAAGACCACAGAAACAACUUUCUUGCCUACACAAUCUCAAACCCCGAGGCGCUUAGAAGUGCAGUACUAAUGGCGGGAAUACAUUUCGCUUUCAACAUUGGCCAUCUAGACAAAUUUGAACCGACAUUUCUGUAUCACAAGAUUGAGACUGUACAGCAAGUAAGGAAGUUGAUAUCUAGGGGAGACCUCAAGCUACUUGCUGGGAUCACCAAGCAGAUCUCUACUCUGGCUUAUGCAGAGAAUGACCAGUGCAAAACUCUCGAUCAAGAGCUUUCAGAUCGGUAUUUUCUUCUAACAUCGACUUUUGUCAACGGUUUAGAAAGUCUCAUCAAAGGCGUUGCUUGCAAACAAGGUCUAGGAGGCAGCGUGACCACCAUGGAGUUGAGCGAGACAAUGAACUUCCUCCACAAUUUCCACUUGACCUCUGGCCAAUUCUCGCAUAAGAACACAGUCAAGGCCGUUCGGCUAAUUCCAGCCUUCUUUGAUGCCCCUCAUGACGGCGCACAGUUACUCGACAUUGACUACAGGCCUAUACUUGAGUGUCUCCAGGGAUUAGACGAGAAUCCUGGCCCGAACGAACAAUAUGACUUUUGGCUGUACGGUCGGGCCUCGACAUUUUGGACCAAUAUCAUCAACGCACAUUUGAACUCUAUCUACUACGAGGGCAAUAGUAGUGAGUCCAACGCUACUACGCCCGAAGACUCGAGGUACAUGACGCCCUGGUGUGCUUUGCUGGCGGCAGUAAAGUUUUAUGUCGAACAGGUUGUUAUUAUAUGGCGACCCUUGAGAAGGGAGAUAUUCCUCCACGCUUUACGUAUACUGCAGCGUGAUAUUGCGGUUGCUAUGCAAAAGCCUGUGUCACUUCAACUACCAGAGAUGAUAUUAUGGGAGUCGUUUCUUGGGUUGGUGAGUAUCCGUGGGCAUGAGAAGUUCGGGGAUAUGGACCAGGAACCUGGUCUGAGGCCCUUCUUCGAAGAGAUUGAAUACGUUACAUGGAGGGUCAUUGACGGUCUCUGA